AUGCAUGCCAGCGAGCAAAUGGUCGGCUACCACACACAUCAGCUGAACAGCAAGAAGCGGUCACCGAAAAGAUACAGCACUGAAAGUGUCGUCGUUACUUCAACUUGCUCAUGUAUGCGGAACUUACCAGAGAUCGAGGAGGAAGAAUCCGAUGUUAGAGUGGAAGAGAUUUUGCAGGAAGAUCCAUUGAUCGAGCUAUUGGAGACCUUCUCUGGCAAGGAGGGUGUUGUAGAUAUCACAAAAGCGACAUGGUACGCGGUAGCGGUGUGUGAAGUUCCGGACUCUGCAUGUGCCUUGGCUGCUUCAUCUGCCGGUCAUGAGGUAGUUCGACUUUAUCGAUUCGCUACGAUUGGACAUCCGUUGGAGACGCAGAAAGCGAUUCAGCGAAGAAUCAAGGAGGCAAUCGUGAAGACUUCUAUGCUGUAUGGAGCUUCUAAAGCUUUGCAAGCACUAUACCCGCUUUUUAAGGACUUGAAGGAAGAAGAAAUCGAUCAUUACGGGCCGAGAUGGGAUACGGUCAAGGACGAUUUCGACGGAGCUCUCCUUCGACCCAAAGAGAGACAACGGGCUGGAGCAGAGUUCUUUGGCACACUCUGGGGUCCUGAUGCAGCGAGACAAAAUCUGGAGUUUACUUUCAAUUACUGCCCGGAUUUGUAUGUGCAGAACAUCAUCACUUUGGAAUGGUUCGUCUCGGAGGAUGGCAUCUUUCGACCGCAUGAGACGUGUAUGUGUACUACUGCAGCUAUAAUCUGCUCGAACAGCCCAGUGCAGGCUAUGUGGAAUACGAGAGGGAUUGUUCGCCAAGGAGGGACGUUGUAUCAGGCGAAAUUUACUCAGCAGUUGGCGUUGGGUAUUGCAGGAUUGUAUGGGGCCAUGACAGGGAAGAUUUUGCCUGUUGAGGAGAUUGAUUUCGAUGACAACCGUAGAUUCCGGAGCUGCUGGCUACAUGUACCACAACACAGCACGUUGAACAUUGAUCCAUUCUACUUAACCAGAACAUUCCAAUGUCAUACAGUUGUACUGAGCAAUCAUACAACACUCAAAAGUGUGAUAUCGGAAAGUGACACGAUACACGAGAAUCAUGGAAAUUGCAAGAGUGUCAAGAAAAUCAAUUUUCGCAAAGCUACAUUAUGA
Molecule: messenger RNA, 1134 nt
Organism: Pseudocercospora fijiensis CIRAD86
Lineage: Eukaryota; Fungi; Ascomycota; Dothideomycetes; Mycosphaerellales; Mycosphaerellaceae
Exons: 6
Coding region: 1-1134 (377 amino acids)
Source: RefSeq, a predicted model, not a curated record